UUAUCUCGUCAGACUUAACCAGUACCAGUAACGUAACAGUAGUAGCAGUAGUAGUAGUGGUAGUUACUUGUCCCUAAAAUACUAUAACCCCUAAAGACACAGAGGGACCAGAGAGAGAAGAAAAGCGGAUUGAAAACUAGAAACGGACAAAAAGCAGUGAGCGUGUGUGUGUCUGUGGUGGGGAGCCCGUGUACGUUAACUUCGUGUGCGUGUAGCGGCGUGUGCGUGGGUGAUGUGUGGCUUCCCUGAGGAGAAAUGACGAGUGAAUCCACAGAGGAGGAGGCCAGGAAGAGGAGGCGGAGCAGAGUGGCGUGUGUCAGGCGGCACAAGGGAAAAUGUGGAUGGCUGUUCACGGCGGGGUUGUUGGUCCUCCUGCUUGGGGUAGUGGCGCCCUCUCACACCACCAUCUCCUGCAAAGACACCUCUAUUCGCCGGGAUGUGAAGAAGGACACCGUCAACAUUGGGACACUCUUCACCAUCAGCCUUAUAGUGCCUUUCUUUGUGAUGACGCUUAUUGAAUACCUGGUUCCCCCAUCCACCCAAACUCCACCGGGCACCACCCCAAUCCGUGCCAGUCUUCGCAGGGGUUGGCGGUACUUCACUGAUCUCUUCGUCGGGGUCCUCUUCACCUACUUCUUCACGGAUCUCCUGAAAACCUCGGUCGGGGAAGCAAGACCCAACUUCUGGAACACGUGCAAACCCAACUUGACCGAGGAGCAGUGUAGCCAAGACUACAUAACGGUCACCUGGAAGGACUGCACCAACCCCGGGGGCCUGAAACACUGGCGCCUGGCGGAGACCAUGAAAUCCUUCCCAUCGGGCCACGCAUCCAUUUCCGUGUAUUCUGUUGUCUUCAUGAUCAUAUACACACACAAGCGGCUCUGGCAACGGUGGUCAUCCCUGUCCAGUCCGUUCGUUCAGAUGCUGUGGUUGACCUGGGCGGUGGUGUGCUGUCAGUCACGUAUUUGGGACAACAAGCACUUCUGGUGGGACGUGCUGGUCGGGGCUAUGCUGGGAGUUGCAGGGGGCUUCCUUACGGUUCACUUCCUCACCAACUGGUUCGAGAGAGAAGACGAGUCCCCCCACCCCUCCCCACCUAAGGAAGACUCCCCUCCUCCCUCCUCCUCCGCCUCCUACAUCCCCGAGGAGGAGGAGGAGGAGGAGGAGGUAGUGGAAAACGCCUCCCAUUUCUCCCGUACCUCCAUCAAGAGACUGAUUGCAGAGGGAGGAGGAGGAGGAGGAGGAGGAGGAGGAGGGAGUGAGAGAGAGUUGAGACAUAUCAGCAGUGCACCAUGAGAGAGAGAGAGAGAGAGAGAGAGAGAGAGAGAGAGAGAGAGAGAGAGAGAGAGAGAGAGAGAGAGAGAA
Messenger RNA from Eriocheir sinensis (Chinese mitten crab), 1365 nucleotides. RefSeq names its product phospholipid phosphatase 2-like. Gene Ontology annotation, molecular function: phosphatidate phosphatase activity. Gene Ontology annotation, biological process: phospholipid dephosphorylation; phospholipid metabolic process; signal transduction. Bases 256 to 1296 code for a protein of 346 amino acids. The record is from RefSeq and is a predicted model, not a curated record. The transcript has 6 exons. Lineage: Eukaryota; Metazoa; Arthropoda; Malacostraca; Decapoda; Varunidae.